AUGCUGGCAGCUACAGCUUUACUCAAGUCGCAUUCUCCUCCCAAGACCCCGCGAGCCUCUGCAAACCGAUCGCGAACAAUCCCUCGUACCACAGGCUACGGCUCGGAAAAGGCGAUACAAGCUGUACAUAAAACCAAAAGCGAAGCUCUAGUCGAGGACAUCAUACCCGAGUCUCAGAAGCGAAGUUUGUCCCAAGCUGAAGAGUCAACAUUGCUACCUGAGCAACUUACGACCAUUGAGCUUCGUCUCAAUGAAGGCAAUAACCUCAACCGAAGAAAAGUGCAGAAAAUUGUGGGAGGCAGCAUCAAGAGGAAGCCGGUCUAUUUCCAGGGUCAACCUGCGCGCCAGAGCCCUAUUGACGAUUGCCGAGGGUCGUGCUCGCAGGUGGAUGGUCAGCCGGAAACUCCCCAGGCCUCCGGUUUCACGUAUAUACGAGACCCGUUCGAAGAUGAAGCAAAUUUCGACGAAGAUCUUGUGGAUGGAGUGUUGUGUGAAUGCCCAACAGGCUCAUCAACGCCAAAGUCAGCAGCAUUGACACCGCAACUAAAUAGGGUCGAUGAGGAAGAAGACUACAGCUUCCAGAAUCCCCGAAUCGGACCAGAAACCGUGGAUGCAAAGAGUCGCAACAACAGUCUAGACAUAUUUUCACCAGCAAUGGAAGCACCCGUCGUUGAAACGAUACCAGCAGAACACCGCGUGAAGAAACAUCCUUCACCAAGCAAGAAGGCUUUGGAGGACCUGGAAGCUGCUUUCGCCAUGUACACUAAGCUCAAACCUUUGGAAGAUGGGGACAAAACUGACGAACUGGCCAAGGAAAACCGCGACGCGCUUUCAGUCGCAGACGGCAAUAAAUUAAUGCGACAAUCGUGGUCGAAAUGUGACGGGUCUGAGGCAUCAAGACACACAAGCCAGAGAGUCGCACGCAGGAUUCGGCAUAGCUUGCCGUAUCGAACUACUCUGGCAAGUAGUCAGGAUAUCGACGACUUGCGAAACUGA
Messenger RNA from Cordyceps militaris CM01, 996 nucleotides. RefSeq lists its product as uncharacterized. The transcript has a single exon. NCBI's taxonomy places the organism in Eukaryota, Fungi, Ascomycota, Sordariomycetes, Hypocreales, Cordycipitaceae. Bases 1 to 996 code for a protein of 331 amino acids. The record is from RefSeq and is a predicted model, not a curated record.